AUGAACGAGAGGGUCGUGGCGUGGGCGGACGAGGGGCGAUACCUCAUCCGCGAGGCUGAGACUCUUCUGAAUGCUGACGAGGUGCCUGAUGACCGUCCAGAGCCGCAGAGCCACAACAAAAGGACCCAGAAGGUCGCAUCCUCGCAGCUUCAGUUUGUAGCCUUGGAUUCACACAGGUUGAUGUCGCUGACCAUCAAAACCAAUCUGGGCUAUUAUGACAACACGAACUUCCACAGAAACAUCAAAGGCUUCAUGAUCCAGGGCGGCGACCCCACAGGCACUGGCAAAGGUGGCCAGAGUAUCUAUGGGGGCUACUUCGAGGACGAGUUUGUGUCCACGCUGAAGCAUGAAAGAAGAGGUUGCUUGUCCAUGGUGAACACCGGCCCCAACACAAACGGCAGCCAGUUCUUCGUUACGUACUCGCGCCAGCCGCACCUCAAUGGUGUCUACACCACAUUUGGAAGGCUCAUUGAUGGUCUAGACACUUUGGACAAGAUGGAGAAGGAGCCGAUCAAUGCGAAGAACAGACCGAUGCGGCCCAUCAAGAUCGAGAGCAUCGUGAUCCACGCCAACCCCAUUGCUGAUGAAGAAGCGCAGCAGUGA
This is a messenger RNA of Symbiodinium pilosum, 603 nucleotides long. NCBI's taxonomy places the organism in Eukaryota, Dinophyceae, Suessiales, Symbiodiniaceae. The record is from the annotation of a GenBank genome assembly.